This is a messenger RNA of Pelagomonas calceolata, 1505 nucleotides long. The record is from the annotation of a GenBank genome assembly. NCBI's taxonomy places the organism in Eukaryota, Pelagophyceae, Pelagomonadales, Pelagomonadaceae.
AUUUGGUUUGCUUUGCGGACGUGCCUGUGUUCACCACAUUGGCGCAUCUAUUACACACAGCGCUUUCGGUGCGCUGCGUUAUUAUCGCGCUUGCAUUCUUGCGCCACAAGACGCGCUGUGAAACCCCAAAACUCCCGCGCUCUCACAGAUGUUUGAAAAUUAUGGAGGUCGUAGCGCCGCCCACGGCGCCGCCAGCAGCCACUGACAUGAAGAUCACCUCACCGGCGCCGCCCGCGCCGCCCAAGAGCGUCUCGCCCGAGAAGCCCAUCAACGGCCCGCUCGCGGCGCUCAAGCAACUCGUCGCGACGGCCGACGCUGAUCAAGCCCAAACGCUCUCCACGGAGCUCAAGGCCUUGGUGAAGCAGUGCGAGCAACGAAUCGUAGACGCGCGCAAGGCCGCCUCGGAAACGAAUUUGGGCGAGGUGCGCUGGACGUGCGACGCGACGUGUUUGCAACCGAGGGGCAAGGCAACUCUCAGAGUAGGAGACCACGCUAUCGUGGUGGUCAACCCGAAGGACGGCGCGGUCAAGGGCGAGUUCCCCUUCAUGUCGAUGAAGGCUGCUUUUACAUUACCGCCGACCGAGAAGUCGCAGCCGUCCGAAGCGGCCACGCUACUCCUAGCCGCCUCCGUCACCACUCCAAAGCCUGCUACCAAAAUCACGUCGAAACUCAUGCAGGACGCCUUCAAGAAGGCGUCGCUCGCAUUGACGGUGAACGACAAGUACUCGAAGGCUACGCCGUGCCCCGGCACCACCACGACACUAGCAAACGUUGCACCACAUCUCGCCUCCUUAACAAAGGUCGCCAAUAGAUCCUUACUGAAGGGCGGCAAGGAUCCCAUGAGCUUCAAGAGCGCGAUAUCGUCAUUACCGUAUGUGAAAGCGACACUAGGCGCGGCGCAGGGCAACCUCCAUUUAGUUGACCUUGGUAUUCUCUUCUUGAAACCGUUAGUAUUUCUACCCUGCGAAGCUAUCGCGUCCAUCGAUUGUGGGAGAGCAGGAGCCGGGAACUGCUCGUCCUUCGAUCUCAUGGUCGAGAUGGAACGCCCUUGGGACACUUCUGAUGACGACAAGCCGGCGAAACCGCCGGCCUUCGAGUUCUCGAACAUCCGGAAGGACGAGUUGGAAGGAGUGCAGAAAUUCAUCAGAGAUGUGCUGCUGCCGUGCCGGGCCAAAUUACGAAGGGAAUUGGCGGAGAAGAAGGGCGAGCCCCAGGCGAUCGAGGAGGACUCGGAUGAUGAGGAUGACGACUACGAGGCGCAGUCCUCGAGCGACGAGGACUCGGACGACUCGUCGCUCGAGGACUCGGAGGCGGGCGACGACCGCGGCGACGAGACCGAAUCAAACGACGAGCGCGAGGGCUCGGCCGAGGAGCCCAUCACCUUCGAGAGCGACGACGAGGCGGCGGCAGCGCGCGACGAGCCCGCGUCGCCCUCGUCGGAGCCCGCCGCCAAGAAGCUCCGCGCGGGCUCGCAGUAGUAGUCGGGUAAUGUGUACCGUACAGCA